Molecule: messenger RNA, 1375 nt
Organism: Brassica oleracea var. oleracea
Lineage: Eukaryota; Viridiplantae; Streptophyta; Magnoliopsida; Brassicales; Brassicaceae
Product: probable purine permease 4
Exons: 1
Coding region: 106-1266 (386 amino acids)
Cellular component (GO): membrane
Molecular function (GO): purine nucleoside transmembrane transporter activity
Source: RefSeq, a predicted model, not a curated record
AUUCCUCUACCAAAACGUCUUCACCUUCAUCUUCUUUCUCUUCUCAUUCGAAAUAACAUCUACAAAUUAAAUAAACAAAUAAUAUCAAAACACAAAGAGAGAAAAAUGAGUGAUGUUCGAGUAAACGCAGAUCAACAAGAAGAAGGAGAACAACAACAAAACCUGGUCAAAGCACCGGUCAAGCGAUCCCUCGGCCUCCUCAUCACCACUUACGGCUGCCUCUUCGUCGGCUCCAUCGCCUCGAGCCUCCUCGCGAAAUACUACUUCGUCCACGGUGGCUCGAGCCGGUGGGUCUCCACGUGGGUCCAAUCCGCCGGAUUCCCACUCCUCCUCGGGCUUAUCUACUUCCCUCGCUUCGUCUUCAAAACAACUAAGCGCCGUCCCUUCACGCGCUUCACACACCGCCAUCUCCUCUUCUCCGUCGUAAUCGGACUCAUCCUCGGUUUCAACAACUUCCUCUUCUCAUGGGGUACCUCGUACCUCCCAGUGUCCACAUCAUCACUUCUCCUCUCGACACAACUCAUCUUCACUCUGAUCUUGUCCGUGAUCAUAGUGAAACAGAAAGUCACUUUCUCAAAUCUCAAUUGUGUUGUUCUCUUAACGUUAAGCUCUGUUUUAUUAGCUCUCGGUUCGAGCCAAGAUAAACCGGCCGGUUUAACUAAAACCAAAUAUUUCAUCGGGUUUUUAUCCACGAUCGGAGCCGGUUUACUCUUCGCGCUCUACCUGCCCGUGACGGAGAGGGUCUACAGGUCCGUUUAUUGCUACGCGAUGGUCAUGGAGAUGCAACUGGUUAUGGAAUUUUCUGCCACGGUUUUCGCCACAAUCGGUAUGGCUUUCGACGGCGGGUUUAAAGAUAUGGUUAAGGAAGCGAACCAAGUUUUCACUAAAGGACCGACGGUUUACUGGACAGUGGCGAUUUUAGCGAAUGUGGUGACAUGGCAGCUCUGUUUCGCGGCCACGUCAGGGAUGGUUUAUUUGACGUCUGGUAUCACCGGAGGUAUCUGCAUGACGGCGUUACUAGCUAUGAAUGUGAUUGGAGGUGUGGUGGUGUACGGCGAUGCGUUCGGCGGCGUGAAGAUUGUGUCGACGGUGCUAUGUAUUUGGGGAUUCUCGUCUUAUGUAUAUGGGAUUUACGUGAAGAUGAAGAAGGAUGAGGAGAAGGAGGAGGGACACACCGGUAUGAAGACGGUGGAAGACGGUGGAGAGUUAGAGUUGGAGAUGGGUAAGGUUAAAGAUGACGUGGCGGCGGCGGAUGAAAGAGUUUGAUGAUAUGUGUGAUUGAGAUAGUCGUUAUGAUUUUUAGGAAGUCAAAUAAAAAGUAGUAUCUUUUAUGUGUUCUUUCUUUUUCUUCUCAACUUUUAUUUUUAUUUUUAGG